Molecule: messenger RNA, 1701 nt
Organism: Phaeodactylum tricornutum CCAP 1055/1
Lineage: Eukaryota; Bacillariophyta; Bacillariophyceae; Surirellales; Neidiaceae
Exons: 1
Coding region: 142-1701 (519 amino acids)
Biological process (GO): transmembrane transport
Molecular function (GO): transmembrane transporter activity
Source: RefSeq, a predicted model, not a curated record
UAACCGUGACCGUAUACCGAACCUCUUACUGGCAAAAGUUCUCUGUAUACGAACUGAUGGAUGUCACAUUCCUAUCGUUCCAAAUUCGAAAACAAUCUCCUUUCGGUGCCUGACGAACCCUGAAUCCGCUAGUCGUGCAGCAUGUCAUUCCAUGCGCACUUGCCGGUCCGCUUCCGUCGUUGGAUACUGUACGCCUUUGCCUUCUCAUCGGUUUCGCUCGCGGGUGGUCUCGUGUACGGAUGGCCCGCACUUCGACAGCAGUUGAAAAGGGACGGAUCCGUCCUUUCGGAAAAACAGUUGGGAGCGGCCUUUACGGCAGGGGCCUGGAGUACCCAAGGAUGUCGCUUCUUGACGGGAAUCGCCCGCGAUCGCUUCGGUACCAAGAUUGUCACAAUAUUGGCCUUUGGCGCCACCGCCAUGGGAGCCUUGGGGAUGGCUCUGGUGGAUCCGAAUCAAGGUCCAGCGAUAUCGAUCGCACUCGCAGUCAUGGGAUUGGGAUCCGGGGUGCAGUUGUGUUUGCAACCGGUGGCUUCGCUCUUUCCAUCCAACGCCGGUGCCGUACUGGCAUCUCUUUCCGGAGCCUUUCAAGUAUCCGGUCUCGUCUUUUUAGGUUUGACCUCGGCAGGAGCGUCGCGUAAGGCAACCUUUGGUGGAUUCUGUGCCGUCAUGUUGGGAAUGGCCCUCCUUGCGGCACUUUUGUUGCCCACGGGAACGUCUUACCUUUUGGAAUCGAAAUCCGCAAACCCGGCAACGAGCGCCAAUUCCGAAACGGAUCCCACGUUCGUGUCGACAUCGGAACCGCAACUACCCACGGUCGUGGAAGAUACCGAGUCGGAUCCAGCAUCACCACAGGGAAAGAAUACAGGAGUUGUCAACAGAAUACAGAGCAAUCCCAGCACCAAAUGCAACACCACAGCAGAUGUCGAGGACACUUCGAGCGCUUUGAACCAGCUCGACAACAAACCCAUUGAAGAGGAUGUGUCGGUGUGGGAACUUAUGUGGUCCACGGAAUAUAUACUCUUGGUGUGUUGGUUUUCCGUCCUCGUGGUGCCGCUGCAGUACUACAUCGGGGGACUGGGCUUUCAACUAGAGGACAAGGGAGAUGAUGACGGAUUCUAUACCGAUUUAUUCUCCAUUCUUUACGCCAGUGCGGCGGUUGUGUCACCAGCCGCUGGAUUUUUAGCCGACAAGCUUGGACUAGGGUGGGCCGAGCUUCUCUCUAGUUUACUGUGCAGUGUAUCCUUUUUUGUACUCGCCGGCGACGCCAAUCUGGAUGUACAAGUCAUUGGCCUCGCAGCGAACGGUCUCGGGCGCAUGCUCGUCUUUUCCAUGUUCUUCUCGCAUGUUGGCAAACGCUUCGGAUACAAGUCGUUUGGUACCUUGGCUGGUCUAGGACUGCUCAUUAGUGCAAUUGCUUCAUUGUUGCAGUACCCGAUUAUUGCCGCCGCAUCGGACGGCCACGCAAGGUUGGUAAAUUUGAUUUGCGGCGUUGUGCUAGUCACAUUCACACCACCCUACUGCGUGUGGUUACACCGCACCAUUCAACGAGAAGAGUCACUGCCCAAAGAUAACGAAGACGUGGAUGACUGUCAAGGCGACUCAGCGAACGGAUUAGCCGUCACAUCGUCCCGACAUUUGAACAAACGAGCGACGGCAAUUGGGGACGAUUCCGACGGUUCUGCAUCGUCUCAGUCCCAGUAA